GGAGGACUUUUGCGAAACGUCUUGACGGUCUUCUCCAGCAAUAACAGCCAUCAUGUCAGCUGCAACAGAUAAAGCACGCUUCUACCUGGAGCAGUCAGUGCCAGAACUCAAGGAGUUUGAGAAGAAAAAAAUAUUUAGCAAGGAUGAGAUUUUAUCCAUUGUCAAGAGACGUUCAGAUUUCGAGCACAAACUGAACGCUCGCGGUGCUCAGCCAUCCGACUUUGUGCGAUACGCGGAAUACGAGAUAAAUCUUGAUGCUCUGCGACGCAAGAGAGUGAAGCGACUAGGUAUUAGGUCGGGAGGCCAUUCGGGCCAAAGACGGAUUUUCUUCAUUCUCGAUCGAGCUACUCGGAAGUUCCACGGCGAUCUCGGCCUAUGGAUUCAGUAUAUUGAGUAUGCCCGCCAGCAGAAGGCGUACAAGAAGCUUUCGACGAUAUUCACGGAUGCUUUACGGCUUCACCCUACCAGCGUGGACCUAUGGAUCUACGCAGCACAGUACAAUCUGGAUGAUCAUGCAGAUAUGACAAUGUCGCGAACCUAUAUGCAAAGAGGUCUGAGAUUUUGCAAGAGCUCAAGGAAAUUGUGGCUGCACUAUGCGAAACUCGAAUUAAUCUACAUCGCCAAGCUUGUCGCUCGACAGCGGAUAUUGGGCUUGGACCAGAAGAUUGAAACGCCUAACCCGGCCGAAGGAUCUGGAUUUGAUGACCCUAAUGCCGAUAUGAUCGCUUUACCUAAAAUCACUGGGGAAGAUAUCAACCCUAGCGCCGGAGAUGAAGACGGAGUUGAUCACGUUGCUCUGGAAAAUCUGAACUCGACGCCUGCUCUGAGCGGCGCCGUCCCGCUGGCCGUCUUUGAUACAGCGAUGACGAACUUCAACAACGAUGACCGCUUCGGCUACGAGUUCUACGACAUGGUCUCCGAAUUCGAAGACUUACCGUGCCUGCGCAAGAUCUUGGGACAUGUAGUUGAGGUGAUGUCGCAGCACAGACCAAACAGCUACCGUACGCAUAUAUGCAACAUCAAAUUUCCAACUGCCGGGAUCCGACCGACAUCUCCCGAGUUUCCUCGGGCAUUGCGUGCAUCUCUUGCGAUUUUGAAGGAGCACCGGCAAGAUCCGAAUGUCGCCAAGGAGGUGGUCAGCUGGCUGCAACCGUUCCAGAAGACAGAGGACUUGGACCCUGCCUUGCAAAAGGUCAUUGCCGCCACCAUCCACAGUGCCGAGCGGGUCCUUCAGCAGGAGUAGACGAUGCAUCUUCAGUUCUUUAUCGCAGGCAUUCCUCAGGGUUGUUUAGGUCCAUAAGCAAAGAAAGACGAAGCUUGUUCUCUCUUUCAAAGUGUUUAAAAGUUAGCUUCCUAUCAGUCAUCAUACUUAUUACCCCGCCUGUUGCUCUUCUUGCUGCUGUGCAGUUUCUUUGCCUUGAUUCUGGCCUCAUUUUCAGCCUUCUUCCUGUUGCAAUUGUGAGAACUGUUCAAUAUCCUGUAGAUAAUGCAUAUGACAAGGAAGGCAUCCUACAAUUUCUGCACUUUGUCCCGUUGCUCUUCGGAUGUUUCUCCAGGGAUCACAUCUUCUGCAGUCGUUUUC
Molecule: messenger RNA, 1582 nt
Organism: Aspergillus novofumigatus IBT 16806
Lineage: Eukaryota; Fungi; Ascomycota; Eurotiomycetes; Eurotiales; Aspergillaceae
Product: snoRNA-binding rRNA-processing protein UTP6
Exons: 2
Coding region: 53-1243 (396 amino acids)
Biological process (GO): maturation of SSU-rRNA from tricistronic rRNA transcript (SSU-rRNA, 5.8S rRNA, LSU-rRNA)
Cellular component (GO): Pwp2p-containing subcomplex of 90S preribosome; small-subunit processome
Molecular function (GO): protein binding; snoRNA binding
Source: RefSeq, a predicted model, not a curated record